AAUAAGCUGAGUGUGCGUCUCAUCUAAUAGAGCCUCGGAGCGCAUUAUCUUCCCCGUCAUCUCCGUCUGGGCGGUCGGUGCUGCGCCGUGCCGGGGAGACGUCCAGGAGAAGAUGCGUUGAUGCGAGUGGAUAUUCUCAGCCGCCGAGUCUAAUUGGUGUGAUUCAUGUCCCUGUUGAGUGGAUGAAACCUAUUCAUAGUGAGGGAGCAGGAGAGAGAGGAGAGAGUGGGGACGGGAGUCGCGCAGAGAUCCGCAAGCAGGACUGUUUGGAAAUGAAGGAAUUAUAAAACAGGAGGGACGCACGCCAGCAGCAGGUCAAAGUUUCUUUUUGUAGAAGUGGGCUUUUUCCUUUCCUGCGGACAUCACCGUGCCUCAGAUUGACGCCGUGAUGGAAUGACACUUGGGGAGAAGGAUGAUGGACACUUGGGCACCAGAGCUCCUGCUCAGAAAUCCCCCCCGUUUACACCAGGCGCGGUGCUGACCGAGCCCUCAGGACGGCGAUCAGUCAUUUGUUUUGAAGUGGCAGGAAAAUCCUCCUCUUGAUCGUUUUCUCCCCCCUCGGUCGCCAAACUAGAGUGAGAGAUGGUGCACACAGCGAUUCCUUAGAGACUGACGUGCGUACUCAUCACAUUCCCGUAAAGGAGCGCUUCUUAAAGAGCUUCUUUCUUCAUUCAUGUUCAUUCUGCUGCUCUGAACUUGUUGAACGGCGUUAGAGAGCAGGGGGACAGGGGAGUAUCCCGCACAACAAAUCACCAGAUCGCCACGCAGGAAGAGGACCAUGAUUGACAGCCAGGCGAGCUGAGGAGACCUGUCACUCAUCUUCCUAUCAGCGUGUCAGAGGGCUAUCUCCUUCUCGCCUUCCCCCCUCUUCCUCCUCCUUCUCCUCUACCAUCCUCCUUCCUCCCUCAGUCCUCUCCUCUUAUCUUCUCAAUGGGCUGGUAACCUCACCAUCCCUCGCAGUUAUCCGCCACUCCAGAACCCUGAGAAAGACAGAAAUAGUUAAGAAAAACAACAAGACACUUCUAAACUGACCCUCGCUCCACCUGAGGGGAGUUUGGCAUGCCUCCUCACUCCAGCUGAGUGAGUUGUAGUAAGUGGAAGCAGAAGAGGGAUCCCUUGUUAGCACACCUUCAGAAGGAGAUACAGCUCCUCGAGAGGGAGCCCAGAGAGGAUCAGUCAUGCGUUUCCAUUUUGCGUUGACGCUGCAGGCGCUGUGGACUGGGGUUUGCCAGGCGGCCAUGCAGCACUACCCUGCAGCGUGGGGCCACUACGAUGUGUGUAAGUCCCAGGUUUACUCAGACGAAGGCUUAACCUGGGACUACAUGGCGUGCCAGCCUGAGGCAGCAGACAUGACCCAGUACCUGAAAGUUACUCUGGAUCCCCCCAACAUCACGUGUGGAGACCCUCCGGAGACAUACUGCGCCCUGGAGAACCCCUACAUGUGUAAUAACGAAUGUGACGCCAGCACAGAGGAACUCGCCCACCCUCCAGAGCUCAUGUUUGACAUCGAGGGCCGUAACCCCACAACUUUUUGGCAGUCCACAUCUUGGAAGAAGUACCCGAAGGCCCUCCUCGUCAACAUCACACUAUCUUGGAACAAGACCAUCGAGCUGACCGACGACAUCAUCCUCACCUUUGAGUCUGGCCGGCCUGAGCAGAUGGUCCUAGAAAAGUCGCUGGAUUAUGGACGCACCUGGCAGCCGUACCAGUUCUAUGCCACCGACUGCCUGGAUGCCUUCACCAUGGAGCCCAAGACGGUGCAGGACCUGACUCAGCAUACCCUGCUGGACAUCAUCUGCACCGAGGACUACUCACGAGGUUAUGUGUGGAAGUAUGACAAAACAGUGCGCUUUGAGAUCAAGGACCGCUUUGCGCUGUUUGCUGGGCCCCGGCUUCACAACAUGGCUUCGCUUUAUGGCCAACUGGACACUACCAAGAACCUGCGGGACUUCUUUACCAUCACAGACCUGAGAAUCCGUCUGCUCAGGCCUGCCACAGGCGCUACCAUGGUUGAUGAGAACAACCUGUCCAGAUACUUCUAUGCCAUCUCUGACAUCAAAGUCCAGGGCAGGUGCAAGUGCAACCUUCAUGCCAACAGCUGUGUAUAUGACAAAGAGAAGUUGAGCUGCGAGUGUGAACACAACACCACCGGGCCUGACUGUGGCCGCUGUAAGAAGAACUACCAGGGGCGAGCGUGGAGUGCUGGCUCCUACCUGCCCAUCCCCAAGGGCACGGCUAAUAUCUGUAUUCCUAAUAACAUUGGUCCAGUUAUUCGGCCGAAUGUGUCAUCCCUAGGUGUCGCUAACCGAAAAGAAGUAGCUCCUCAAGUUGCAUUGUCCACUGCCCCUUCUGUCCACGUUGCAAACAGCAAGCGAGACUGCGAAUGCUUCGGCCACUCCAACCGAUGCAGCUACAUCGAGCUGCUAAACACCGUCAUUUGCGUGAGCUGUAAGCACAACACUAGGGGCCAGCACUGCCAGCUAUGCAAGCUGGGCUACUACCGCAAUGCCUCGGCAGAACUGGACGAUGAAAAUGUGUGCAUAGAGUGUAAUUGUAAUCCCUUUGGCUCAGUCAGUGAUCGCUGUAAUGGCACAGGAUUUUGUAUAUGUAAGGAGGGCACUACAGGGCCUAAGUGUCAGCAGUGUCUACCCGGCUAUUUGUGGGACGAUGGCUGCAAAUCCCGGGUGUGUGACAACGAGCUCCUGCGCUGCCAAAAUGGCGGGGUGUGUAUCAACAACGUCCGCUGCAGCUGUCCCUCAGACUUCUCAGGCCUGCAGUGCGAGAAGCCCCGCUGCGAGUCAGAGCUGGGGGGCUGUGGGGGCCCAGACUCGGGCCAGGCCCCCCUGACGCCUCCAUCAUCCCCCAGGCUGCUGCUGCUGCUGCUGCUGCUGGGCUCGGCACUGCUGAGAGAGGCCUCCUGCUGGCCCGCCGUGCUCUAAAGAGACCCAUGACCUGGGGGGAGUGAUACACUCGCCGCCGCCUCCACCUUAAACCUUCCCAUUCCCCCUUUCAGAUAAUCAAAAACCAUUAAACAAGAACAACCAUGAGCUUUCUGGACUGUACUGUUCUGAGCUUCUCCGCCGCCAGACUCAAUGGACACUCGCGCUGACAAUAAAGGGAAUGUGCCAGACAAAGAGUGCAAAAACUUUUCAUUUAAUUUCAAAGAAUAUAUAGAAAUGAAAAAACAUAUACUUCUAAAAAUGCCAGAUAUUAUUAAAAAAAAGAGCGUUUGCCUAAUAAGAGUAAAAUGUGCAGAGAACAUUGAGACCCCCUCCCCUUCUAAGCCAUACCAGGUACUUGAGCUCCUUCCAGUUUUGAGAAGGGAUAACUGAAGAUGACAGACUCGUUCACUUCCUCCCUUAUUGCCACGGCAACAACAGCUGCGACCAAUCAGCUCUCGAACGAGCCGGCAGUGGCCGCCGAUCCCCCCGGGACGCUUCUGCGAGUUAAUGUUGGCUGGACUGACGCCGAAGAAAUCUCAAAGAAACUGUCCCUGCUGAAUGGCUGACUGACUGGCCUCUGAAUCAUAACCGUUAUACUUCAACACAGCGACAAACACAAAGAGGAGAACACACAGGAAGCAUUCUUUGCUGUCAGUGCAUUGUGGAUAGAAGGAAAUCUGUCCGGACUGCCACUUUGUGACACAAAAACCUCGCCCACGUCGAUCCCUCUCUAGCUUUCUGUCUCUCCUUCGAGCUCUCUCUCAUCCUCCCUCCUGUUCAUCCUCCCUCCCUUUCCUCCCUCCGAUCCCAAACCCCUGACGCCAUGCUGCCACAGACCUGUGCUUUCGUGAACGUUACUCUGUAAACCCUUGUUGGUUGAAAGAUUCUUUUGUCCGAUGUUAGUGAUGCACAUGUGUAAGAAGCCUCUCCCCUCCUCCUUUCCCCUCUUGCAAAAAGAUACUCCAAUAAAGCUGUCUGAUUCUGUUUCUAUUUUAGAGCCGCCACGCUCCCUACGAUCAUGGUCCGAGGAUAGUUUUCACCCGAGCAGACGAGAGGUGCAUAGAAAAACAUUGGUGUAUUUGCAAGUUCUUUUCUCGACAGAGCAAAACAAAAAAAGAGUCAUGUAGUCCUUUUGUAUCUUUGCCGAACUGUGAUUGAAAAAAGGCAACCUUUAAUGUAUCUAUUUAAAACAUCCAAACGCAGAAGCAAUGGUUUAUGGUUUCCUUUUCUUUUGAGUUCCAUUUCUUUCACUCACUUACUUUUAUUUGUUAAUAUUACUUUUAGUUGUGCAGUUGAUUUUCCUUUGUAUUGGCAACGUGCUGGCAUCAAAGAAUAUCAGUUUACAUAUACAGUAUUAAUAAAGUGUAAUAAAAUCCCACCAAAGGACAUUAUAAAUGUUUUGUUCUUGCUUUAACACUUGAGAAUUUAAGUGAAUAAAAGUUUAAAAAUUAAA
Epinephelus lanceolatus (giant grouper) is the source of this 4395-nucleotide messenger RNA. It is a transcript of the gene ntng1a, whose product is annotated as netrin g1a. The record is from RefSeq and is a predicted model, not a curated record. Lineage: Eukaryota; Metazoa; Chordata; Actinopteri; Perciformes; Serranidae. Gene Ontology annotation, biological process: tissue development; axonogenesis; animal organ morphogenesis.